GGAAGGACCGGAACUCCGGGUGGGCGGCUUGUUGAUAAUAUGGCGGAAGGCACUGCCCAGGCAUCUCUAGGAGGCAGUAGGGCCCACACCCGGAAGAAGGGUUUGUUUUCGGGCUAGUGCGGCGGCUGAGGCAGACCCGGAAGUCCGGGCCAGUUGCUGAAUGAGGGGAGCCGGGCCCUCCCCGCGACAGUCCCCCCGGGCCCUCCGCCCUGACCCGGGCCCCGCCAUGUCCUUCUUCCGGCGGAAAGCCUGUGAGCAAGAGCCCUGCUCUCUGAUCUGCUGAUCUUGGGUUUGCCAGCCCCUGCGACUGAGUGGAUCAAGAGAAGCCUCUAUCCUGACCCAUGGACUUGUGAAAGGCAAAGAACAAGAAAAGACCUCAGAUGUCAAGUCAGUUAAAGCUUCAAUGUCUGUACAUUCCCCCCAGAAAAGCACUAAAAAUCAUGCCUUGCUGGAGGCUGCAGGACCAAGUCAUGUUGCAAUCAAUGCCAUUUCUGCCAACAUGGACUCCUUCUCAAGCAGCAGAACAGCAACACUUAAGAAGCAGCCAAGCCACAUGGAGGCUGCUCAUUUUGGUGACCUUGGUAGAUCUUGUCUGGACUACCAGACUCAAGAGACCAAAUCAAGUCUCUCAAAGACCCUUGAACAAGUCUUGCAUGACACUGUUGUCCUCCCUUAUUUCAUUCAAUUCAUGGAACUUCGUAGAAUGGAGCAUUUGGUUAAAUUCUGGUUAGAGGCCGAAAGUUUUUACUCUACAACUUGGUCCCGUAUAAGAGCACACAGUCUGAAUACGGUGAAGCAGAGCUCAUUGGCUGAGCCUGUCUCUCCAACUAAAAAGCACGAAACCACAACAUCUUUUGUAACCGAGUCUCUUGACAAGAGAUUGGAGGAUUCUAGCUCAGCCCAGUUGAAUAUGACUCAAUCAGAAAGAAUUGAACUGAAUAAUAGAACUAACAACACUCAGAAUCACUUGCUGCUUUCCCAGGAAUGUGAAGAUGUCCAUCCUCUCCAUCUUGAAAUGACCAAAGGAACUUAUCAAGAUUCCAUGGAAAACCAAGAACCCUCCAGACUUAUAGUAGCCAGUAGAACUAGUCCACUAAAUGAAUUAUCAGGAAAACUAAUGAAAAGUAUUGAACAAGAUGCAGUGAAUACUUUUACCAAAUAUAUCUCUCCAGAUGCUGCUAAACCAAUACCAAUUACAGAAGCAAUGAGAAAUGACAUCAUAGCAAAGAUUUGUGGAGAAGAUGGACAGGUGGAUCCCAACUGUUUCGUCUUGGCACAGUCCAUAGUUUUUGGUGCAAUGGAGCAAGAGCACUUUAGUGAGUUUCUGCGAAGUCACCAUUUCUGUAAAUACCAGAUUGAAGUACUGACCAGUGGAACUGUUUACCUGGCUGACAUUCUUUUCUGUGAGUCAGCCCUCUUUUAUUUUUCUGAGUACAUGGAAAAAGAGGAUGCAGUGAAUAUCUUACAAUUUUGGUUGGCAGCAGACAACUUCCAGUCUCAGCUUGCUGCCAAAAAGGGCCAGUAUGAUGGACAGGAGGCACAGAAUGAUGCCAUGAUUUUAUAUGACAAGUACUUCUCCCUCCAAGCCACACAUCCUCUUGGGUUUGAUGACUCUGUCCGGUUAGAAAUUGAAUCCAAUAUCUGCAGGGAAGGUGGGCCACUCCCUAACUGUUUCACAACUCCAUUAUGUCAGGCCUGGACGACCAUGGAGAAGGUGUUUUUGCCUGGCUUUUUGUCCAGCAAUCUUUAUUAUAAAUAUUUGAAUGAUCUCAUCCAUUCAGUUCGAGGAGAUGAAUUUCCAGGAGGGAAUAUUUCAUCGACUGCUUAUGGCUCUGGUGGCCCUCCUCACGAGUCUCACCCAGGUGGUUCCAACAGUUCAUCUUCUCAGUCCAGUGUGAAAAAAACCAGUGUUAAAAUUCUGAAAAAUUUUGAUGAAGCGAUAAUUGUGGAUGCUGCAAGCCUGGAUCCAGAGUCUUUAUAUCAACGAACAUAUGCAGGGAAAAUGACAUUUGGAAGAGUCAGUGACCUGGGGCAGUUCAUCCGAGAAUCUGAGCCUGAACCAGAUGUAAAGAAAUCAAAAGGAUCCAUGUUCUCACAAGCUAUGAAGAAGUGGGUGCAAGGAAAUACCGAUGAGGCCCAAGAAGAACUAGCUUGGAAGAUUGCUAAAAUGAUAGUCAGUGACGUUAUGCAGCAGGCACAGUAUGAUCAACCAUUAGAGAAAUCUACAAAGCUAUGAUUCAAGACCUGAGAUAAAGCAAAUCUGCUUUUGAAAAAUAAGUGAACUUUUUUCCUUUGGUUGGACUCUUCAACACGGACAACGAGAACAAAGCACUGUAUUUCUUUUCACUGAUACAUCACUGUUGUUCCCAAGGAAGAAUGGCAGACAAUCCAAGACUCCACUGCAAUGCAGAAUAACAUGCAGACAUGUAUGAUGCACAUGAUGUUCACAAAGUGAAAGUCAUAAAGAGACAAAGUGGUAUUGUUUACAUUACUAGAAAAUUAGUAAUUUUCCAAUGGCAAUAACCCAUUUAUAAAAGAGUUUUAGCCUGCUGGGAUAGACAAGGGCCACAUCCUGUAGGAGGCAGAUGAGCAUAAGCUGAUAACUGAUGCACAUUCUUGUAGAGGUAACUGCUCCCUAAUAGCUUCAUAAAGCAGGUUCUGGAGGUGCUUUGCUUUAUCCUCCUAAAACAGAAAGGUGAGUCAGCCCCACUGAGAGCCAGGCAGCUCAGAGUGGCUGUGCGGUGCUAGCAGAUUGUUUUCCUUCCCUGUAAUGGAGUGCGGGUUCAUUGUACAGCCUUCCUCCACAGAGUUUGCAUUAGUUUGGCAGGAAGCUAACACGGGUCAAGUCUCAGUGACACUGUCCUUCCGUUUGGUAGCAGUAUGCAAUUUUCAUGUUUUAUUUGUUCCUGAGAUACAGUGUGCUGAAAACCAGUCUCUCCCCAGGAUAGGCUUCUGCUAACAAAAGGGCAAAUCUAGUUUACUUUGAGCAUUAGGACUUGCUCCUCUGGAAUUUUGCGCUUCGGUUAUCCCCUUAAUACAUGUGGAAAGAAAUAAAUAUUAACGAUCACUCCAGUUUUUCCCUGGUGGUACCACGAACAAAAUGUUUACUCCAGAUUAUAUAACAUUUUUUAAGAAGGAAGGUGGGAAAGCUGGAAAGUUAGCAGUUGAUGGCCUUUUUUUCUGUCUCAAGAUAUUAAGAGACUCACUCACUGCUCUUCUACUUAGUUGGCUUCUAUGUCUGGACCACAGCCGCUCAUCCGGCUGCCCAGUGGCAAGCACACUCCACUAGCCACACCAAUGCUCACGCUUCCUCGUCACCCAUGUCUGUUCGAAGGGAAAGGAAGUUCUCUUAGGUGUUACUGCUUUUGCUCAGACUGCAAAAAAAAAAAAAUAUAUUAUUAUUUUAUAUGUAUAUGUAUGUGUGUUUGUGUGUAUAUAUAAUUAUUAAUCACCUCUGUCCUUGAGAAAGUCUUGAAUGAAUAGAGAAUUUAUUCCACUGCAAUAUUUGAUUGUAUGGAGGCACACUUUUUCACCAACAGAAGAAGCAAAAAGGCUGUGUAUAAGUGUUUGGUACUAUGUACCACCUCUGUUAUUCUUCUAAAGCUGAAGUAUUCAUGUACUUAAACCAUAUUCUAUUUAAUUGUGUUUGAUUUUAAAAUGUGUGUGUGCGUGUGUGUGUGUAUAAAUUUAAAAUGGUGUCAACUUUAUGCUUUCAGGGGCUUUUAAUGGCUCUUCUGCUGAAUAUAUUGAUCCUUUCAAAUAUGUCCAUUUGCUUUACAAAAACUCAGACCAUGAACUAUUAUUUGCCUUAGCCUUGUGUUUGGAGUAUAUAGCAUAAACCCUGAGGUUUUUAUUAGGUGUAUAUGCUGUGAUUAACUCAUUUUGUUUUUUAACAAAAUACUUCCAUCCAUCUUGCAUUGCUUCAAUCUUUAAAUAAUAGAAAAGCAAUAUAAAGAUCAUAGAAUAAAUGUGGUUUUGAGUGACUCUUGCUGCCUCUGCAUGUUUUGGGAUCAUAAUUUCUGUAAGACCCUAGGCUAUUUAAACUAGUGCUUUCAGUUAAGAUGAUUUCUAAUCAUUUCUUUGUAUACAUUUUGUGCUUCUGAGCUAGAGAUGUCAGUAGUUGUAAGCUACUUAUAAAGAGAAUCGUAAGUUUGAAACUCGGUUGCUUUUUUCUUCCCCACCUACUAUGGGACACAGAAGCAGAGUAUGCCCGGAAAUUAUUAGCCAAAAUCUCAAGUAGAUUCUUGUACUCAUUUUAAAAUUGGAUUUGGAUUCAUCUGACAUUGAGCACCUCCUGUGUUUAGGCUCUAUGCGUUUGCCCACAAAACGUUUCCCUGGCAGUGUUUUUAUCAGUUUAAGGAAUCAGUUGAACCCCUUCCUCUGAAAGUCUUUGUCUUUAUCAUGUCUCUGACAUUAGCACAAAUCAUUUUUUUUUUGAUGCUAGUAAGAAAGAUACCUUUGUAACUUGAUAUGUUUUCACUCCUAUAAGAUUUGAUGAAAGUAAGAAAGCAAAUGUCAACAAAAUCAGUGAAGAGCAGUAAAACAGGGAGCAGCUUUUUCUAACUGCUUGGGUUCAGUAGAACCUCAAGAAAUGUAAACAGCUGGUAGUACUGGAGCUUUGACUGGUUUAGUAGGCAUUUGGAAGAGGUCACUCUGAGUUACAGAAAAUUACAAACUUUUUUGCUGUUGUAUUCAAGUAUUUAUAGCUAAGUACCGAUGAGGUGGUUGGCCACUCUCUAAUCACACUGUUUGGGUUACCUUCCUUGACUCACAAUGACACCGUCCUUCAGAAACACCUCACUUGUACAAGAGUGGGGGCCAUGUUUGUACACAUUGACUUUUCCCUUCUCACUGCCCUCCCCCGUCCCCAAGCAGAUCCUUUUUAUCUUAAGAAUUUGGCAUGAGAGAUACUGGUCACCAUCUAGGAUGGUAGCUUGGAUGGGUCACUUAAAAAGUCAAGACCUGUGACUGGCAUUGGCAUUGUCCAUAGACAAGCAGAGAGGGUUAGAAGUAAAAAUAGAGAACACAGGAGCUUCUGGCCCUGAGAACAGCUGCCCUAAGAACCUGUUCCUCAGGCACUGAGCCCUGGUCUCUGAAUUUAGUCCUGCAUUCUUGCCUUGGGCUCCAUUAAUCCCUUAGGCAUCCUUAGAAUGAAUUUUUUUUGUUGUUUUAACCAGCCUCAGAUGAGUUUUUAUUACAUGUAGCUAAAAGGACCUUGACUAAAAUGCUGCCAGACUACUCCAGUUACUAAUGAUCAUGUGCUGUCAGCAUGCUUGCAACUUAAAUAAACCACUGGAUUCUAGAGAGUUUUUCUUUAGUAAACUGUCCUUGGUCAUUUUGUGUUUUCUCUCAAAAUGAAAUCCUGAUCUAAUGGAACCAAAAGGCACUCCCACAUUUUUACAGUGAGGAGUUACUGAGGCCUGGACAGGGGUAGGUCCUUGGCCUGUUGUGGCAUGGUCACCAUUUAGAGCUUCUGGUCAGCACCUUUCCAUGCUUCCCAGCAUCCUUCCAAGGAUCCCCACUAUUAGCAGCUAUAGUUAACCCAGAAAUAGAGGGCAUUUCUGUUCAUGAGAAACUGAAUAGACUUAAAAUUAGGGAGAGGGGAGAGUAUAAAUAUUACAAAAUUUGCAGAUGGUGGAUACUUCUAUGCACGAGGCAAGGUCUCUGGCCUUUGGCUGAAGCCAUAAAGUAGGAGUAAAUGCCAGUAAAACUCUUCAAGGUUACAGUUAAACUCCAUGAGACCCACAGAGGAUCACUGUGGGCACUUGGGGCCGGGGGGUGGGCGAAGCUCUCCCUGCUUGGGCAGGAACAAGACAGGCUCAGAGUAGGAAGGGUGGCCCUAAAGCUGGGCCUGAAGGCAGACCUGGAUGUUAAAAAUAGCAGGAAAGGACAAUGGUGGAACCAGUGUGCCCCAAGGCCCUGAGCCCAUGCAUGUUGAGGGUAGAAAAGUUGGGGCUUCUCACCUGUACCACGGGAUGGUUAGUAUUCUCCCUUAGAAAUUCAUGCAAACAAGUAUUUUCUCAGUAUGUUCCUUUCAGACAGACUACUCUGACACAUUCAGAGUGUCACAAAACUCACCGGGAAUCAUUAAGCCUCUUGCAUAAGGGUGGGAGUGCAGCCACCACUCCUUGGCACCCCUGAGGCACCUGAAGGAGUGGCCCCCUUAGUGUACCCUGAGUAGUACUCCUGAGCACAGGCCCUGGGCGGUGGGGAAGGUACCUAGAAAGAGCGAGCCUUAGGUUCCACUUGAAGAGAGCUAGGAUUUGCUAAUGAGGAAGUAAGAGAAGGGGAUUAUUAUGAUGGUGGCAUUUCCCCCAGUUUCAGGUAUCCAAGACCCUGUCCUGGAGGUGCCUUCAGGCUCACCCUAAAUCAUCCCAAGCUGGCCUCUGCCUGAGUCACAGUAAGAGUCCCACAUACCAUAGGCCUUGCAAAAGAACUCUAGCUGAAAGAAGCACCUGCAAGGACUUGGGCCUUCAGACCAAAUAUAACUCUAAGCGGUGGGUCCCAGCCUUACAGGCUCACCCAAGUCCAACAGACUCCACCUAGACCUUAGUCGUCCUUGUCUUUCUUGGUAAGUAGCAGCCUUUUCCUUCUAGUAACAGAACUAGUGGUUUAGCAAACGUUUGUCCAUUCAAACAUUUUAAGGCCUGCUAAGCAUCUUUUUUUUUAAGCAUCAGGUUCGGUACAGGGAUCCAGGAAGAAAUAAAAUUUCCCUGACCCUUGGAUGAUUCAUUUUACUGAGGAAAUGUAAGUUGGAAGUUCCACCUAAAAUGUGUGCCAGGUUUUUGGCUCAAGAUGGCAUUUUGAGCUCAUGAUUUAACUCCCUUUCCUACUGGAAAUCUUCAAGCUUUCGUACUGGACCAUAGAGGGAGUUGGGGCUUAAAGGGAGAAGGAGAGGCUCGGAAGGAGUUUGCUCCUCAUGUCUUCUUACUCCCACCCUUCAUGAACACCCCUGCCUUCCAGAAUCCCUCAAGGACCCGUUGCUGUGCCAUUCCAUUUACUUGCUGUAGGACCAGAGAUUUUGCAGUUACUUGUGUGUUGAGCACCUGUUUGACAAAAAGGUCAGCACCUUCAUGUCUGAGACCAUCGAGGCAAGUCUCUAAAUGGGGUAAAGCUUAGAAGAGUCCAUAGGAUCAGUCUCAGACCCAUGAGGCCCUCUGCAGAACUUUGAGAAAUGUGAAUUCUUAGAAACUAGAAACAGAUUAAAGGUAUUAACAUGCAUGUGAUAUAAAAUCACUAUGUUGGAAAAACCUAAUCCCAUGAGCUAAUCAACUCCUCCUGAGUUAUACUGUAAUAAUAAUAAUAACGAGCAAAAUUGAGUAUUUCUAUGUAACAGGCACUAUCUCUUGAUCCUUAUGACAGUUGUGUAAGGUAAUUACUUUUCUCUUCUCAUAAAUGAGAAGUCUGGAGGCUUAAGGGGUAAGGGAAUUUCUCCAGGGUCUCAAAGCCAGGCAUCAAGACCAGGCAAUGCGACUGCCUUCUAAUGUUCUAUCCUGCAAAUACUCAUUCCUUCCCUCGUUGGCAGCUUACCGUUACUCAUGCCGACUAGUAUAGCAGAUACCGAGAGUUUAAGAAAAAUUUAGGGAGGUGGCAGCGUGUGGGAAUUUUUAAAAUGGAAAACAUUCCUUGCUUCCAUGAUAAACUUCAACUGGUUCUUAAAGUUUAUCAUGCAUCGCAAUACUCUAGAGGACUUGUUAAAACAUAGAUUGCUGGUCCUCACCCCUAGAGUUUCUGAUUUAGUAGGUCUGGAGUAGGUCCUGUACAAUUUGCGUUUUUACCAGAUUCCCAAGUGAUAUUAAUGGUGCUGCACUGGAUCUAACACUUUUGAGAAUCACUGCCUCAAAAUCUUUUCUGUAAAUUGGGAGAUGGAUAUUUUCAUGCCCUUUUAUUUCUAUGUAGCCCAUGCUGUACAGAAAUAUAAUCGAGGCCUAUUUAUGAUUUACUCAAACAAGCCCAUGAAUCCUAUAUUAGUAUUAAGGUGUUUAUCAAAGCCGAGAACACCCAAACAACACCCCACUGUCUCAGUCAGUGGUCUGAGACCAUCAAGGCAAGUCUGUCUCCAAAUGGGGUAAGGCUUAAAAGAGGUCACAGGAUUAAUCUCAGUCCCGUGGUCUUUAGCUCCCCAGCCGCCAGUGCCUUUGCUGGGGAUAGUGCACCUGACAUUCCUCCAGGUCUGAGACUUUGGGCUGUUGGGAUCAUACUCAAGGUCCUGGUGGAACCUUUUGCACAUAUCCUGUCUGGCCCAUUUCCUUCCAGUUUGUCCCCCGUGUGUUUGAGGCCAUCUGCCCUCAGAGGUCCUGACCAUCCCUUUCCUGACCUGUCCCUUGCUGACCUCCUUUUCAAAUCCCUCCCACAGGACACUGGCACCUCAUUGCUCCUUUUUUUCCCACUUCCUUUAGCCUCUCCUCCCUCUCCUGUAUUUCUUCCUGCACAUAUUUCCUCAGGGCCUGUUAGAUGCCUGUUCUGUUUUUGCUAGUUGGAGUCAGCUCUGAGCAUAGUGACCCCAUUUGUCACAGAAAGGAACGUUGCGCACCAUCUUCACAAUUGAUGAUAUGUUUCAGUCUGUUGUUGCAAACAGAUUGCCUGCCUUCCUUGCAGCUUAGAAAAGAGCUAAUGAAAAUUCAGUGUUAUGAGAGAGUAAAGAACUUGUGGGGCAGAUGAGGUGCCCCCCCCCCACCCACCUUUGCGAUGCACAAAAAUUCCCUGGCCAUCUCAGUCUUUACCCAGGACACGCCCUGUUCUGCAUGUACCUCUUCCCUCAGAUACGAUAUCUUCACAGUGCUGGCGUGCAGGUCAUUCCCCUGCUCACCCCCACACAUACACAGACUGUGGGCAAGGGCUUCAUAUGAGCAUAUCCGAGCCCCCACUCCUGAUCAAUGCUGUUUCCAUAUCGUUGCUCCAAGUCCUCCAUUAAAACCCUUGCUACCUGGGGGGACUGUCAUCUCAGCCAUCUGUCCGACUCAGGACACCGCUGGCUGCCUUUCCCCAAGUCUUUAAUACACAACUCCCAGCUUUCUUCUCUCCUUCAUUCCCACCCCAGGGAACUUCACUGCCCAUGAUGACGAUCAGCCCAACCACCUGGCUUAGGAUGCUGAGGCCUUUCUUGUCCUGAGAAUGGUAUCCUGCACCCACAAUCAAACUUAUCAUCCCCUGUAACUGCCCUGCCUCUGGCUUCUUUCACAUUUCAGCCCAAACAACCUCAAAUAAUGCAAGUUUUGUAGGUUAUAGAUUUCUUCUAUUGGAAUGGGUUAAAAGAGGAAAGAAAAUUAGUAAUUAUUCCAGGGGGUAUUUCCUCACUAUAUCAAGAGUUAGGUUUUGUAAACUAGCCUCUCGAAGAGCAAUUUCAAAAGCAAUAAGUAAGUAGCUUUGCUGUAAGGAUCACAAACAUACACCUGCAUGAUCAGUUGAGGGAGUGGAGCAGUCCCAAACUGGUUACUUAGGGUCACACUUUCCAAUCAGAGUAUCGGAUAUUUUUAAAGUGCUGCAUCAAACAACUUAGAUGCAAGUGAAGGAGACAUGCUUCAGGAGAUUGUGGCUCUGAUGUAAUGAAGACGUUGAUUCAUGUCCAAGAUGCACGUAGAGAGUUUCAAUAAAAUUGUUACUUGAAAUGUAAGAAUGGAAAAAGCAAUAUUUUAUAUUAAUGUAUUAUUAUAUAUGUUAUUUUAAAUAUGCAUGUGUAACUAAAUAAAUUAGAUACUAUAAGUAGACCCCUGACUACUUCAUCAACAUUCUUAAAAGUUUAAAUGCUCAGAUUGAUACUGUAAUUUUUUUUUCCCCUUUAAGAGCUACAGCUGCUAACCAAAUGGUUGGCAAUUUGAAUCCACCAGGUGCUUCUUGGAAACCCUGUGGGGCAAUUUUAGUCUGUCCUAUAGAGUCACUGUGAGUUGGAAUUGAUUUGACGGCGCUGGGUUUGAUUUGUUUGUUUGUUUUGUUUUGUUUUUAGGACAGUAGGGAUUUGCCUUACAUACAGGAUCACCUGUAUCUUUAAUGAACUCCCUUUUGGCCACUGGAUAAAGUCCAAGUUCUUUAUUUAGCACUUAAGGCCCUGACUGGUCAGCCUCCUAGAUCUUGGAACACUAGACAUUGAACUACACCUCUGCCCACUCUUUCCGCAGUGGACUUUUACAUCUCAGAGCUGGUGCCUUUGUUUGAGCAAUCACUACACCCUAGAAUGUCCUCCCCAUCACUCUGCCUAAAGAAGUCCUUCUCACCUUUGAAGGCUGGCGCACUCCCUCUAGUACCUUCUCCUCUGAGCCUCCCUGGUUUUCAGUUUGGGUGAGUCCCUCCUGAGCAUGUCCUCACACAGCUUCCAGUUUGGUGUCAUAGAGGGUAUCCUCUGAGUCUAUUUAUCUCACCAGAUUGCAGGUGAGCUCUUCUCAGGAAGCAUGGCCCAGGAAAUGCUAUUUAAAAAAAAAAAAAAAAAUUGCUUAUAAUGAACCUGACCUAGCUAAUGGCCAUCCUGGGCCCAUCUGCCCAGGAUCAGAACAAGUCCUUCUAGGCCUUAGGGGCAAAAGGAGACCCUACCUGCUCCUAGCAAAAGGGUAAUAUUGAGGUGUCCCUCGUAUGUGCUAGUCCAGCAGUUUACAAGGUGUGAUCUGCAGGUGCCUGAGUGUCCUCGAGGCCCCCUCAGGAGAUCCAUGAGUUCAAAACUGUUUUCAUAACACUAAGAUGUCAGUUGCCUUUUUUGCUGUGUCAGUAUUUGCACUGAUGGUGCAAAAACAGUGGUGGGUGAAAAUGCUGUCAUCUUAGCAAGAAUCAAAAGAGUGACACCAAAUUGUACUAAUAGUCACUAUAGUCCACCACUAUGUAUUCAGUGUCAAAAAAAAAAAAAAAAUCCUUGGUCAAGCUGUAAUAUUUAUUAAAUGGCAAUCUUUGAAUGUUUUAUGUUGUGUAUAACAAAAUGGGAAGUACUCUUAAGGCACUUCUGUGCAGACUGAGACAUGAUGAUUGUAUUGAGGAAAGGCACUUGUGCAAUUGUUUGAGUUGUAAGAACUAUCCACUGGUUUUAUGGAAUGCCAUUUUACUUGAAAGAACAACCAACAAAUUAGUUAUUAGACUUGAGUACAGUAUUGGAAAGAAAUUUUCCUGAAAUUGAAUAAAAUGAGCCUAUUAUGUCAAGAAAAAAAAA
Loxodonta africana (African savanna elephant) is the source of this 11128-nucleotide messenger RNA. It is a transcript of the gene AKAP10, whose product is annotated as A-kinase anchoring protein 10. Gene Ontology annotation, molecular function: protein kinase A binding. Gene Ontology annotation, biological process: intracellular protein localization. The record is from RefSeq and is a predicted model, not a curated record. The coding region runs from base 404 to 2236 and encodes 610 amino acids. The transcript has 16 exons. Lineage: Eukaryota; Metazoa; Chordata; Mammalia; Proboscidea; Elephantidae. Gene Ontology annotation, cellular component: plasma membrane; mitochondrion.